Molecule: messenger RNA, 1350 nt
Organism: Oikopleura dioica
Lineage: Eukaryota; Metazoa; Chordata; Appendicularia; Copelata; Oikopleuridae
Source: the annotation of a GenBank genome assembly
AUGAAGGCGAAGUGCAUUUUUGCCAUUUUCCUCGCGCAGUCAAGCGCCCAGAGCAAUUGCCCGGACUUAGAUCUACAGGCAAAAUGUGAAGGAAUUUGUGGUACAAAGUACUUUGAGUGUGUGGGGGACUGCAGUGGAGAUCAUAAUUGCGAGCUUCUUUGCUUGAAUGAUCUGCCUAUUUGUGCACUUGAUUGUCCCUGCGCUAUCAAUUGUCCUAACGGAUGCGACGGUUGUCCUAACGAAGUUUGCUCCUGCUACCAGCCUCAGAUUGACAGUCCUUUCUACAAAACUUGCAUCUCAGAAGCAAGUUCCACCUUUGACGGAUGUGUCAAAGGCUGCCCACUGAAUACAACAUGUCAUGAGGAUUGCUUCUCGGACUUUCAAGACGAAGCUGAGCGCUGCCCUUGUGCUGACUUGUGCCCCGACGGCUGUCCAUGCGAAAAUGGUUUCAAGUGCCAAGAUUAUGUGAUGAUUUUGGGCGACAGCGGGCUCAACAGAGUCAGCACUUUAGUCGCCAGUGAUGGAGAGCUUUCUGAUAACAGAUUUUACGAAACCCCUGCUGGAAAUACCAACUAUGGAUAUUUGUACCGAGCUGGCUAUGAAAUGCUAAAAGGAAAUCUCUACAUUUUUGGCGGAUCCGUGUCUGUUAAUCAGAUCAGCAUCCUUGUUGAUUGUGAGAUUAAACCCCUCACUGCUACUCUUCAAUAUGGCUUUCAAUCAGAUUCUGGUGCUAUCGCUACGCUUCCUGGAGUCAAAAACGAAAUUUUUCUUUGCUUCUAUGCUAGCCCGUAUACAAAGUGUGAAGAGUUUGACGGUGAGGCGUCAGAGCUCAAUCCAGCAAUCGCUCAAAAUAGCCAUCGAUAUGGAGCUCUUGCCGUCUAUGGAACUGGUCUUCUAGCCGUCGGGUCUAAUACUGCAAACGCGAGAAAUAAGGUCGAAUUACUGAACAUUGGUGGCGGAUGGCAAGAAGUUGCCGACCAUCCUCGAAGCAUUCAAAAUCCCGGCAUCGUAGCUGUUGAUGAAGGAGUCCUGACUUUGGGAGGUUACCAAUAUGACACGAGUCCAAAUGGAGCGAUAACUGAGGUCUAUCUUUUCAAAGAUUUGGAAUGGACAAUGGUUGGACGGCUCUCUCAUGCAUCGCACUACAACUCUGUCAUUCGUAACGGCAAAUCGAUAAUCAACGUUCCUGGAAUCGGAUCCCGAGUUGUUGAAUCUUUGGACUGGGAUGGUUACACUCUUGGUUUGUCUCAAGACAUCCUGGAGCUCCAGUUCAACAUCAACUACCCGAUUUUGUUCAAUGCAGCGCCUGAUGCCUGUGUCGACUCUUGCGAGAACUAUUGUUUCGUCUGA